AUGUCCUCGACCCUCCUUUCCUUUGACCACAUCUCUGAGCCAGUCGACCCUCGACAAGCUAUCGCCGAGCGGGAUCUUUCACGCCGUGUUGCGGCAGAUUAUCGCACUGAAAUCCUUAAACACAUGGAAGAUAUGGAUGCUGCUAGUCGCCCGAACCCAGCCAUGAUUGAAACUCAGCCCGAGAUUGACUGGCAAAUAUGGCCGUUUCUUGUGGAUUUCAUGAUCGAUUCGCAUGCCCGACUCGAUCUGGAGCCCCAAACUUUGUUCAUGGCCGUCAAUAUCCUCAAUCGGUACUGUGCAUUACGGAUCGUUUACCGCAAACACCUUCAGCUGGUGGGAUGCACUGCCCUGUGGAUUGCUGCAAAAUACGAAGACAAGAAAAGCCGAGUCCCGAGCCUGGCAACGCUGAGCAACAUGUGCUGCUCCGUGUAUCAGCCGAUCAUGUUUGUACAGAUGGAGGGCCAUAUGCUAAGCACGCUUGACUGGUCGAUUUCGCAUUGCACCGUCGACAGCUUUCUUUCCAUCUGCUUGAGCCAUGGUGCCUCUCCUCUGCUCAGCAAUCUCACCAUGUAUCUUGCUGAGCUCACACUUUACAUUCGGCCAUUCAUUGGAGUUGCCCCUCACAAAAUCGCUCGCACAAUUCAUCUUCUGGCAUUGCAUAUUCUUAGCUUCUACCCAAGCCUCUCUUCACCGUCCAUGUCCUCGGCCGAGCUCGAGUGUCUGCGGCUGCUUUCCGAGGCAAUUGCCUCUCCUUCUCGCACCGUCGCCGACAAAUAUUCAUCGACGCGACGCUAUCAAGUUACUCGUCUUGUGAGUUCGUACGUCAUGCGGUCUACGGCUCCAGAAAAGAUCGAGUCUCAUAUGGAUGGCCAGCCCGUUCAAUUCUCGCAUCCCAACAGCCAGUUUGUUGACUUUACCUUCCCUCCUACUCCGCCAAAAUCAGAAAUCAGUAUGGCAAGUAGCACGGCAAAGUCAACUCCGUCAAGCUUCUGUUCAGCAGCAACCCCUCCGCGGUUCAGUCUGAACUUUCCAAAUGCUUCGGGGUCAACCACUUCGGUGUGCUCAGGGCCUCCGCAGCUACCUUCCGAAGACUCUCCUAUUAUGACGGACUUUUAUAGAGGUGACUACUCCGCUCCAAUGUCAGGGGUUAUCGACGAGUUGGCUAGACGGGAUUCAGAUACCUAUUCAGGGAACGUGCGCGGGUCGCCGCCCCCUACACCGCUAGUGCCCCCAAAGAUGCCGUCUUCUAGGCUUCGCCUAAUUUGA
Wickerhamiella sorbophila is the source of this 1266-nucleotide messenger RNA. RefSeq names its product G1/S-specific cyclin CCN1. Gene Ontology annotation, molecular function: cyclin-dependent protein serine/threonine kinase regulator activity. The coding region runs from base 1 to 1266 and encodes 421 amino acids. The record is from RefSeq and is a predicted model, not a curated record. Gene Ontology annotation, cellular component: cytoplasm; cyclin-dependent protein kinase holoenzyme complex; nucleus. The transcript has a single exon. NCBI's taxonomy places the organism in Eukaryota, Fungi, Ascomycota, Dipodascomycetes, Dipodascales, Trichomonascaceae. Gene Ontology annotation, biological process: mitotic cell cycle phase transition; regulation of cyclin-dependent protein serine/threonine kinase activity.